Messenger RNA from Pediculus humanus corporis (human body louse), 1518 nucleotides. Its product is annotated as Rab3 GTPase-activating protein catalytic subunit, putative. The record is from RefSeq and is a predicted model, not a curated record. The transcript has 6 exons. Bases 1 to 1518 code for a protein of 505 amino acids. NCBI's taxonomy places the organism in Eukaryota, Metazoa, Arthropoda, Insecta, Psocodea, Pediculidae. Gene Ontology annotation, molecular function: GTPase activator activity. Gene Ontology annotation, biological process: positive regulation of GTPase activity.
AUGGAUGAAGAUAUAUAUCAUUAUGAUUUUACAACUGCGUCAGAGUUUGAAAUAUUUAUAGCUCGAUUAGAAGAAAUAAUUCAAGAAUGGGGAUUACAUCAGAAGCCUUUGGAAGAGCCUUUACAAAAAGAUUAUUUUAAAACAAAGGAAUGGCGUAUUUCUUCUGAAAUUUUAACUUUUGCAGAAGCUGAGUUUACUCUAAAAAGGUAUUACCUAAAAUGUGAAAAUAUUGAAAAUGAUGAUAACCAUAAUGAACAAGAAGAAAAGCCAGAUCAAGCUGUGAUGGAUACAUUGUCUAUUGAAAAUGAUUUUAUUAAUAAUGCAUUUUUAAACAAAAACCCACAUCCUAUUGCAAGAUGGUAUGGCUUAAGGGAUUACUUGGUUCUUAUUCCUCAACACAGUUCAAAUGUAGCUUCUGAAAGCAGAAUUAAAAUUGUAUUGAGCUCAUUAUCUAUAGCUGCUGGAAAUGUUAAAUGUAAAGUUCCAAUAUUCCUACAAGCAUUAGAACCAUGGCAAAAUUAUUUUAUCGGGGUUUAUCAAUCUAGUUAUUAUUGCACAGAAUUUAGCAUGAUUCAUUUAAAAAAAAUUCCAUUACAUUGCAAAUUUUUAACAGGCUUACUUAAAAUGUUUAAGUCGAAAAUAAGUUCAGGAUCUUUUCAAAAUUUGGCAACAGUGAGCGUUCAUUUUACAUACAUUUUAAAAAAUUGGACCAUUGAUAAUUGGAGUCAAGAACCUCCUGAUUUAGAUUUUUUGGGAGGAGAAGUUUUAUUCGUUUCCAAAGUGGGUUUUCUUCCUUUUGGAUCAGCUUAUGAUUCUAUCAAUGAACUUUUUCUUUGUGCUAUAUGGCCUUCAUUUUCAGAGAACUUUGUAGUAGAUUGUGAAAAUUAUUCCGAUUUGGAACCUUUGCAUGCACCUAUUUGGAAGGUUUCAAUUGGAGCCAUUGAAAAUCCAUCUUGUUUACUAAGUGAUUACUUCAUUGAAUUUUUGACUUUGACAGAAGAUAAGCAUACUAUUAAAGAACUAUUGGGAAACUUGAUUGGAAACAGUUCUCAAAAAAAGUUUAGCAGUGAAAGUGAAAUAAGUUCUUCAUUAAGUGCAUUAACCGAAUCUAAAAUAUCAGCGUUUUCAAAAGCCGUUAUCGGUGGAGAAAAAACCGCGAAAAAAGAAAGCGGAAGAUAUUCUCAAAAUUCAGAUCAACCAAUUUCUUCUGACGAUUUGAUGACGCUCUUGUAUUACUUAUUUCCGGAUGCUGACCAAAAUACAAAAGCACCGUAUAAUGAAUCAACAGGAGGAUACUCACCCGAUUGCAACAUUGAAGAAAAAAAAUUUGAGAAUAUAAGAAAAAAACUUAUUGGAAUGAAAACUGCUCCUUACGACAGUCUUCUUUGGCGUUUAGCAAUAACAAUGGCUCACGUCAUACAUUCCCUUGGAAGUCUUCCUUCAGCUGCUUAUUUUUGGUAUGAAUUUACACAAGAAUUAAGGUUUCGUUGGGAAAAUGGAAUUCUUAUACCUGGGUGA